Molecule: messenger RNA, 1339 nt
Organism: Bombina bombina (fire-bellied toad)
Lineage: Eukaryota; Metazoa; Chordata; Amphibia; Anura; Bombinatoridae
Gene: AK2
Product: adenylate kinase 2
Exons: 7
Coding region: 59-766 (235 amino acids)
Biological process (GO): ADP biosynthetic process
Cellular component (GO): cytoplasm; mitochondrion
Molecular function (GO): AMP kinase activity; ATP binding
Source: RefSeq, a predicted model, not a curated record
CGGGAUUUUUUUUUUGUGUGGACUGUGCUUAGCUGUAAUACGGGCUGUAGGUGAUUGAAUGGUCAUGGCUCCUAGAGAGGGUUCUGAGAGAAGUUCGGUAAUGGAUGGAAUCCGAGCCAUUCUACUCGGGCCCCCCGGAGCCGGAAAGGGGACCCAGGCUCCAAAGCUCGCUGAAAAAUACUGUGUGUGCCACCUUGCCACUGGGGAUAUGCUGAGAGCCAUGGUAGCAUCAGGGUCAGAACUCGGUACACGUCUGAAGGCCACUAUGGAUGCGGGUAAAUUGGUUAGUGAUGAAAUGGUGGUGGAGCUGAUUGAAAAGAACCUGGAUACUCCUCCCUGUCAGAAGGGAUUUCUCUUGGAUGGAUUCCCCCGCACUGUGAAACAAGCAGAGAUGUUGGAUGACCUUUUGGAAAAGCGUCAGGAGAAGCUAGACUCUGUGAUUGAGUUCAGCGUGGAUGACUCCUUGCUUGUGCGAAGGAUAUGUGGAAGGCUCAUUCACCCAUCCAGUGGGCGAUCAUACCAUGAAGAGUUCAAUCCUCCCAAGGAGCACAUGAUAGAUGAUGUAACAGGAGAACCACUGAUCCGACGCUCAGAUGAUAAUGAGAACACCCUAAAGUCGAGGCUAGAAGCAUAUCACACAAUGACAGCGCCACUAGUGUCUUACUACCAACGGCAUGGGAUCCACACUGCUGUAGAUGCGUCACAGGCACCGGACGUUGUCUUUGCCAGUAUUUUGGCAGCUUUCUCCAAAGCUCGAUCACACUGAUUCUCUGGGCCUUGAGCAGCUCAUCCUGCAGUCUCCAAGAUUUGUACACAUCUGUAUGGUUCCUGAUCUAUAGGGACCUCAUACCAUUACUCCUACAUUUAAACUGUUUUACCAUCAAAAUCCAGCAUCCAUUCUCCUCACUAAUACCAUCUAAAUUAUGUUCAGUAUUGACCUUGUUAGAACUUUGAUGCUUUGCCCAGUAUAAGUAUUCACUAUGUAAAAGACAGCAGGGUAGGCUUAUCUAAAUGAGAAUGGUAUCUGACAUUCUCUGUUCCAAGAUCAAAUCCAGGUGAGUCCUGCAUGCUGCAAUGACCAUGUGUGGUCUGGAUUACACCGACCACCUGUGUCCUACAGUACAUAAGUCUUAACGGUAGAGUGAGAAUAGCUAUGAGCUUUUGUUCAAAUGAGUGAAGAUUAUCUCCAGGAUUCUCAGAAUCUGCAUCCUGGUGUGUUACCGAAAAGGUUUUCUCCACAGCUGUUCCGUUUUCAAUCCUCCUUGUGACUCCUUGGUGUUCAGAUAUGCAAUGUGCCUUUGUGUAAAAUCCAAAGCAAUAAAGGAUUUGCAAAAUUAAA